UUGUAUUGAAUGAAGCUGCAUUCAUAAAAAAGGACAACGGUUCUUUGAUGUAAAUCCUUCGCCAUGUGUUGCCUAUUAAGUUAGGGUAAUACAUAACUAUUAUUUAUCUCACUCCUAGAGCGAGCGUAAUUUUAUUUGAUCUCUGACAAAUAACUGCAUCCAAUCAGUUAUGCAUGAAUCGCCACCGUGAUAGUUCCAUUCGUUUUUUUUCUCUCCAUGUCCAUCAUUCAGUAAAGUCAAUUGCUUUAACAGUAUUCAGCUCAUUCACCCGUACCCGAUCAGCUGCAUUAAUCCGCAUUAGUUGUGCAAAAUAAAUGCUGCAUAAUGCGAUUGACACACAUUUAUUGUGCACAAACGUUCCAUUUAUCUACCUUUAUCUGCCAAAAGCUGCAGAACGCCAACAGCGCUCACACGCGUUCGUUCAUUACAUUUCGUAACCAACUCACUAUCGCCAAAGAAAAAAAAAGGGCCAAUUGGUAUUGGGGGGCCAUUUUUAUGACAUCCCAAAAUCACCGUUUAUCAUCUUUCACGUGAGAGACGGACCACCUUUAUUGGGCCAAUCAGCGUCCCAUGCCACAGUGCAGCGCUAUUUUUGCGCAUCGAAAAACAAUUUUCCCUGCCCGGGUCAUCCUAUCGCUGUACACAAUCGCGGUCCGGCUGAUUGCAACUUCUUCGGUCACAAAACUAUCGAAAAGCGAAAUUUUGAACGCACCAAUCGAAUUCAAUCGACCGAUCACCGAUAGAUAUGACGUUUCGUUAUACUGAAGUGGCAUACAGCAGAAGCCCAUCAUUUGAAGGCACAAUUAAGAGCUUCAUGUGGCGAGGUUUUGCUUUUAUCAACAGCUUAAAGGCCCAAGGUGUGACGCUAACUCGCGGUGCACAUCUUCGUAACCGUUUGCCAAACAAUAAUUGACUAAUCUCGACAUUACUGCCAAAUGGAUGGCUUAUUUUUUGCCCUCUUUCGUCAAUCUUCCUUUCGAUAACCAAUGGGUGUGACAAGCCUUUCCGUUCCUAGGGUAUGAGGAUGUGUGUCGAAAGCAGCAGCACAUCAUUUCCAUUCCGGUCCCUCAGAUACCUCGACUUUUGGAGCUUUUCGCUCACACAGUUGCUUUAAUAAUCGAUGAAAAAUACAUCACUUUUCGGGUCACAACGUUAUCGUGCUGGAAGUUGGUAAAAUGACGGUAAAAAAAAAACAAAACACAUUUCAUGUCCUCCAUUGCACUAAUCUGUUGUCAUGUUUUGCUUCUGCCGUGAUAUGCGAGCAUUUUCAUCAUCAACCAUCGCUCGUGGUGAUCGUGUUAGGCACGUGUGUAAGGCUGUAUCCGGAUGGGACAGAAAGAGUCGCACAGAGACCGAUCCAAAGGAGAAUGAAUGAGCGAGAUGCCACGAAAACAACGCAUACAAUCGGUCGAGACGCGGUCUCGUCUCGAAGUGGAAAACUCUUGUGCGUCGAUGGAAAAUUCGGGCGCGGUAUAAAUUGAUUACGAUCCACGGUGGGAAGCAUCAUUCGCUAGCGAUCGUUCGUACCAUCCCAAUCGUGUGAACGUUUCAAAUUGAGUUUUCGCAAUUUUUCGACAUUCAACUGUGCAGUGUACUUCCAUAUUGGCAUAUCCAACUUAACAAAGCAGAAGGUUGCAAUUGAACCUAAUUAUGAAGACGUUCAUUGUGUUGAGUCUGACGGUGGCACUGGUGGUCGGUGCCAGCCUGGACAAGUCCUCGGCCAAGGAAGCACAGGAUCGUAAACUGGACGAACAGUCCAAGAACCACGGCAAGCGUGGAUUACUUGAUUACGGUUACGGUUAUGCCAAGCAACCAGAACUGCAGGGUGGUUUCAAGCCUUCCUUCGGAUACGAUAUCACCGUGAACGAGCAUCAUGUUCCACAGUUUAAAACCUAUGCUGCUCCAGACUACCAGCAGAACCAGUACGCUCCGUUCCAUAAGGAACCUUCCGUCUACAACUGGAAGGAGGAGAAGCACACCAUCAUCACGAAGAAAGUCCCCGUUCCGUACCCGGUGAAUGUGGAGAAGCAGGUGGUCAUCGAGAAGAAGGUCCCGGUGCAUGUGCCGGUUAAGGUGCACGUGCCGUAUCGCGUGGAGGUGGAGAAGAAGGUACCGGUGUACGUCGAGAAAAAGGUCCAUGUCGAUCGUCCUGUGCCGUAUCCGGUUAAGGUGAAGGUCCCGGUGUACCAUAAGGUGGAAGUCGAAGUACCCAAACCAUACCCGGUGCACAUUCCCAAACCAUACCCGGUGUACAUCGAAAAGGAGGUCCACGUCCCGGUCGUACAUCGGGUGGAGGUUGAGAAGCCGUACCCGGUGUAUGUGGAGAAACCUGUGCUGGUGGAGCAGGUUGAAGCGCUUGAGCAUGAACACAGCCAUGAACAUGAGCAGAGCCACGAGCUACACAGCCACGAGCUGCAGAGUCAUGAGCAUAGCCACGAGCAUAGUCAUGAGCAUAGCCAUGAGCAUAGCCAUGAACAGGAACAUACCGUACACCACAACAUUCGCCCAGUUGGGAUCAAGUCGACCGAUUUCAUCUCCGAACCUAUCCAUGUCCCGGAACACGAACAUCAGUACGGUGAGGAGUCGCAGAAGAUCGAGCGCAAGGUGGAGAGCAAUCAGAAGUCAACCACUGAUGCUGCCAGCGAACAAUCGAAAGAGACGGAAAAGCCCACCGAUAAGGAAUCCUCUCAAUAAUCCGUUGUUAGUUUAGUCAUCUAGUAUCACAUUCAUUUUCUGCGCAACAACAAAAA
Molecule: messenger RNA, 2750 nt
Organism: Anopheles funestus (African malaria mosquito)
Lineage: Eukaryota; Metazoa; Arthropoda; Insecta; Diptera; Culicidae
Product: LIM domain-containing protein A-like
Exons: 2
Coding region: 1651-2694 (347 amino acids)
Source: RefSeq, a predicted model, not a curated record